Messenger RNA from Arabidopsis thaliana (thale cress), 1302 nucleotides. Its product is annotated as Pectin lyase-like superfamily protein. The transcript is spliced from 3 exons. Bases 1 to 1215 code for a protein of 404 amino acids. Gene Ontology annotation, biological process: carbohydrate metabolic process. NCBI's taxonomy places the organism in Eukaryota, Viridiplantae, Streptophyta, Magnoliopsida, Brassicales, Brassicaceae. Gene Ontology annotation, molecular function: polygalacturonase activity. The record is from RefSeq and is marked reviewed.
AUGGUGUCCACUAUCUCCGGUUUUAGCUUAAUUUUGUUCAUAGCUGCCGUCGCUAGUAGCAUUUCAGCCGCCCCUUCAGCCGCUCUCGUCGGAAGAAAAGUCUUCGAUGUUCGAAGCUAUGGUGCUCGUGGUGACGGCAAAACAGACAAUACUAUGGCAUUUACAAAGGCGUGGAAAGACGCUUGCCAAUGGAAAGGAUUACCUAGAGUGUAUAUACCAUUUGGAACCUUCUACCUCGGUGCUGUAGCCUUCACGGGACCAUGUAAAAGUCGGAUUAGUUUCAUCAUCAAAGGAACUUUGUUAGCUCCAAAAGAUCCUAACGCCAUCAAACAAGACAGCUGGAUUAUUUUUAGGUACGUUGACUAUCUCACGGUUUCAGGCGGCGGCAUCCUUGACGGACAAGGAAGCUACUCUUGGCCACUCAACAAUUGCCGCCAAACCCAUAAUUGCCGGGCUCUACCGAUGAACAUGGGGUUCCAGUUCGUGAGAUUCUCGAGACUCACGCGCAUCAAAUCGAUCAAUAGCAAAAUGGGCCACCUCAACUUCUUCUCAGUCCAACACUUUGAUAUCACACGCGUCAACAUUAAGGCUCCCGGAGAUAGCCCUAACACUGAUGGAAUCAAGAUAGGUUCAUCAAACCACAUGAAGAUCCACCACGUUGACAUAGCAACUGGCGACGACUGCAUCGCUAUCUUGUCGGGAACCUUCAAUUUGGAUAUCAACAAAGUCAACUGUGGACCGGGCCAUGGAAUCAGCGUUGGAAGUCUUGGGAAGUUUAAAGGUGAGAAGAGCGUUCAGGGAUUAAUUGUUAGGAAUUCAAUCUUUAAUGGUACGAGUAAUGGAGUACGAAUCAAGACAUGGCCUUCGCCGGGUGAACCGAACUUAGUUUCGAAUUUUCUUUUCAAGAAUCUCCAGAUGAUUGAUGUCCAAAGCCCAAUCAACAUAGAUCAACGAUACUGUCCAAAUCCACCGUGCAGCUUUCAGUCUUUUUCAAAGAUUCAGAUAAGAGACGUGAAGUUCCAAAACAUUUGGGGAACGUCGACGGCCAAGGAGGCAGUGAAGUUGCAAUGUAGCAAGAAUGUUCCUUGCAAAAACGUUCAGCUCUUCAACAUUAACAUAGUGCACCGUGGGAGAGACGGUCCAGCAACCUCUGUGUGUGAGAAUGUUGGCGGUUGGAUAGGUGGCAAGAUUUCUCCUCCGUCUUGCAUCCGGUGAUCCACAUUUUGAGUUUUUAUUAUAUGAUCCUGAUUAGUUUUUUCGUAGCUUUUAUUAUAUUUGUAAUUCCUGAUAUUCUCUGAUCAC